AUGAAUCAUGAAAAUUACCACCAACGUCUCGACUUUGUCAAGUCGAUUCUCCAGUUGAAUGGCUUGGAAGUUCCCAAGAUCGAAACUGUCGAGUAUAAUAUGAACAGCAAGCAUCCGUACAACAAUUACAUCUACCUCGUGACUUUGCCAUCGCCGCCAAGUACUGCGACUACAUUCCGAACAGCUCAGUCCGAUGAACCGCAGCCAGGCACUGUGCCAAUGCCAGCAAAUACCAAAUCCCUGAUCCUCAGACUAGCCAAUGCUGACCCAAGGACGGGAAUGAACAACACCAACCGUGUUGAGAACGAGGUUGCUUCGAUGACUCUUGCUAGACAGGCACUUACCGGGUCCAAGUACAGUCAUAUUGUCCCUGACAUCUACGCUUGGGCAAGCGUAGCUACUGGCCAGGGCUUCACAGUACAGCAGUACAUGCAUGGGAUCAUGCCUGAUAAGGUGUUCAAGGAUCUCACCCUGCAAGACAAAUCAGUUGUGCUAGCGCAAAUGGCCGAUAUCCUGGCACUUUUUCAGAAGUUUAAGGUUCCACAGACGAUCGACAAAUUUGGUGGGCUGAGGUUCGAUGAUUGUGGUAACAUUAUCAGCGCGCAGAUGACAAUAUACAAGGGAGAGCCUAGUGCGACAUAUAGCGAGUUCAUCCGCGCCAUAUUCUCUGUGAAGCUUCAGGAAGCCGACGAAAACCCUGUCAUGCAAGGUUGGACAGAUAAAGGAGUGAGAGCGAGACUUGACAACUUCAUCAACUCUCGGUUAGGAGAUAUUUUGAAGGAGCAUGAAGAUCCCGAGAAAGUGCUAGUCCACUCUGACUUUUCAACCAACAAUCUUCUCUUUGAUCCUUCCACCUUAGAGGUAACUGCGAUACUAGAUUUUGACUUUUCAUACGUCGGAACAAUCGUAGAGGAAUUCAUGCUAUUCUCUUUUGGCAACAUGUCAGGCGGCCAGCUUCCAGGCCCACUGGAAGAUGGAGCCCAGCUCCAACUUCGAAACGCAAUGCUCAAUGGGUACUCUCGUCUCUCCUCAAUUGAAGACACCUCGGAUGUCGAGUGGGACGUUGCUAAAGCGUGGGAUGAUGCGCUGGCCCAGGCUGGCGCAGCAAGACCUCAGACUAUUUCAAACUUUGAGAGAAUCGCAGACACCUACUGGUUCACAGAUAUAUUGAGUCCGUUCGAAUUGGACAACCCGCUGAUGAGGAAGCGUAGGACGGCAGAGCAGCUCAAGGCCAUAAGAGAAAGAACUGAAAACCUUAUAGUCAGGUUCUUGGACAAGUAUGAGCAAACACUAUGA
Molecule: messenger RNA, 1296 nt
Organism: Neoarthrinium moseri
Lineage: Eukaryota; Fungi; Ascomycota; Sordariomycetes; Amphisphaeriales; Apiosporaceae
Exons: 3
Coding region: 1-1296 (431 amino acids)
Source: RefSeq, a predicted model, not a curated record